CACCCGGUUGCUAAAUUUGACCUUCUUCUUCGUCGCUCUCAACUAACAGCAUCGAAAUGACGCGAGUUCUUGUAACCGGUGCGUCCGGUUUUCUUGCAAUGCACGUUGUGAAGCAGCUGGUGGACUCGAGGGAAUACAUUGUGCGAGGAACGGUUCGUAGUCUAACAAAUGAAAAGAAAGUGAAGCCUUUGAAAGAGCUGUCCUCAGAGCUUGAAUUGGUCGAGGCAGAUCUUACAAAGAAAGAAUCUUGGAUUGAGUAAGUAUGAGAUCAAUAUCAGUUUCCCUUUAAUUUUCUUUGGUCAAGCUCUCGCUUGUAUCAUCGGAGUGCAGAAAAAGAAAACAUGAAUUGGCACUCCUUCACACGUUUAGUCACGCAAGCCCUCGGGGUGUUCCAUCAGAGCUGCUGUAGCACCGAAAAUAUCCGCAUAUCGUUAAGUAAAAAUAAAGAUUAAUCCUAGAACUCUGAAUUUUUUAAUUUUUGGACUAAUUGUAGCUUUUACAAACCCCGUCCAUAGCAAGGCAUGAUAUGUAAACAAUAUCGGCUCAGUGAGGUGUGCCCAUCAUGGACGUAUCGCAUUGUUUAUUUUCUCUGGCGAUUUACAUCAAGCAAAUGCAUACUGUGAGCAACGAUUCAUUUGCAAAAAUUAUGAUUCCAUUUGUUCUUCUAAACCUUUCCGGCGCAGAGGAGGAUAAAAGAAAUUAUGGUUGAAUUCCUUUUUCAAUUUAGACGUUCGAAUUACACGGUUUUCUAUAAUCUUUUUAAUAAGAUAUGGUGGAGGGAACAAGAUAAACAUUCUUGCAAAAUAUUCAGAUCAUGCACUUGUUCGUUCGAGGUACCCUCUACGACGUAAAUCGAUUUUUCUCAGUUUAAAGCACCAGUUUUUGGACUAUAUUGUUGCAAUUGACCCUUCCUUGAGCGAUUUACGACAAAAUGUUGUGUUACACCUUCAUCGAGGUGAUGUAAUCUUUUAAUAUACGUGUUGUGCAGUGAUCGUGCUCUCCCAAGCUAGGAAGACUGGGUCAGAAAAGUAGGUCCGCAUUCACGUACACGCAUAAUUUGCGAGUUUUUUAGUUGACGGAGUGUGGAAGAUAGAAAUUUUCAAAUUGUUGAUAUUUUUGGAUAAAGAAUGUUGGUAAAUUUUAAGCUCUGCUGUCGAAUAAGAAAUGAUUGGUGAAGCAUUCGUCAAGAGUACCAAAAAUCUAAGUCUACUGCAAGUUAUCGUGCCUAGGGCCUUCAAUUUUUCAUGCAGUUGCACUACCAGCUGGGAACUCAGUGAGUCAUACAGUGCUCUUUGGUUAGCCAGGCCAUGUACUAGGUUCAUGUGUGACAUUCUUUAGGCAUUUUUCUGAGAUCAGAGCCAUAAAAAACAAGGCAUCUGAUCAGAAAAGCAGAAAGGUCUGAGUCGAGAAUCUUUUGUCUUGUCUGUUUUGUCUUGUCCUUCCGUUUCAUGCUCAUUCUAGAAGCUAACCACAUUCAUCCUAAUUUUGGGGGGAAGCUAUUUGUUUUUCUUAUUGAGGUGUAAAUUUCCACUUCCCCUUUAUCUUUAUUCCAUACACAACCAUUAACUUCCCUAAUUAUCUAAUUAAAGGCUUUCUAUUCUUCUUACUUCCACAGCGCCGUUAAGGACUGCACUUAUGUGAUUCAUGUGGCAUCUCCCUUCCCGGCUGCAACUCCAAGAGAUGAAAUGGAGGUGAUUGGGCCCGCAGUAGAUGGAACGAAGAACGUGCUUGAAGCCUGCGCCAAGACCAAGGGCGGCGUGAAAAGAGUUGUACUCACAAGUUCUUGUGCUGCAGUCUAUGGUAAGCGCUCAACUCCAAAGAGACUGGAUGCGAACAUGUAGUUUUCGUCAUAAUUUCGGGCAAAAUCAUGAAUUGCAUUACUUAUGUUUCCAUUUACCACGUUCGUUUAGAAAACUUGCAGUAACCGCUGAAAGGUUCUCUUUGCAAGUUUGUUUACAUUUUAGAUCGAGGUAUUGAUAGUUUUGAAAUUCAAAUAGUGAAAAUAUCAGCAAAUGAAACAGACUGUUUUUAUUUUUUAGCUCAGACGUUGCACUGCAUGAAAAAUACCCUACAUUUUGGUUACAAAAGUGGCUUUAGGCCCGUAAAGUUAUUGGAACCGAGUUCGAACAACAGGAAACUAACUGACCGUCUGCUUUUCCAAUCUCGCGGUUUAAGUUAUAUCAGGAAAUGAGUCCAGCUGAGGUGAAAGAUCCAACACCUUUCAUUUAAUCAGCCCCUUAGUGAGUAUUUUGCAGUGUCCAAAUAGUAUACAGGUAUUGUUAUAUUUCUUCCAACACUAGGCGGGCGCGCUGGUGAAGACCAUCUCUUUAAUGAGGAAGACUGGGCAUCUGAGGAAGAGAGCAUCCCUUAUGAAAAGAGCAAGCUGAUGGCAGAGAGGGCAGCAUGGGAACUAGUCAAGAAUUUACCAGGUCAGGCCCAAUACUAGCCUUUACCGCGUAGCUCGGUUUUAAGAGAUGAAAGAGAGAGUCAUUUUCGGGUUCUAGUUAGGAUUGGCUCCAUUGCUGAUAAACUCCUAGGCUUUGAUCGCAUGCUCCUUUUCCGGAUAACAGCUGCUUUUCGAGACUAUUGCCAAGCUCGUGUUUUUUUUUUCGAGGGGGGGAGGUAGGAAAUCACACUAUGGAUUAAAUGGACAAGUAAGCUGCAGAAACCAUGCAUAAUCGAACGAGAGAAGGAUAGAUUGAAAGAAAUAAUAAAGCAGCGUUUCUAGCGACACGCCAUGUUCGUUUUCUUUGCUCAAAUUUCCACGUGUUUUUGUCGACAGAUGAUGAGAAGUUUGAGCUCUGUUGCAUCAAUCCUGGGCUUAUCCUUGGACCAGUGUUACACGGAUCUACAUGCACUAGUAUGGAGGUACGCAAAUCAGUGGCAUUAGCUGAUUGGAAAUGAAUUGACUUGAAAUUUACUGAUUGAAAUAAUAUUUUCAGACAUUAAAUGUACUGUUAGAGGAUUAAAGUAUUCUUGGUCUUUUCAACUCCGUGAGUUCAUCGAGUUAUACCUAAAGUGGGUUGUUGAAAACUGCUCGAUAAAUAUGUUAUCCUAUUUUCAGAUUCACAGGCGUCUCCUUAACCGUGAAAUGCCAAUGUUACCCAAGCUGUCCAUGGGAAUAGUUGACGUCAGAGAUGUUGCAGCAGCACACAUUAUGGCAUUGACGUCAUCGAAAGCCCCAGGUUAGAGCGAUUGGUCACCCCCUCUUGGAACACUUACCUUUGAUACCCUCCCUCCCCUCCCUCAAUACCGUGGCUUUUUGUAUACAUUUUUUGGCUGUCUCCCCUCUACCCUAAUAACGAGUUACAGUAAUAGGGAAAAUUUGGAGGUAGGACGCUUUACGGGGAGAGAUGUCCAUUAAGACGGGCACGUAUUCCCACACCACCCCCCCGUUGAUAGAUUCUGCAAAGAUAUAUAAAAGAAAAAGUCAUCAUGCUUAAUUUUCAAUCAGUGUUAAUUAAUUAGAGUUAAACCACUUGACUGAACACAAGAGAACAAGUGGCAUUGACUGACAAACAACCAUGAAGUUCUGAAUGUUCAUACCAAAUCUAAACAUACAAGUAUUCUGGCACGUGUAAGGCUCUCUACACUACCAGAAUAGCCUGGCGUUAAGAAAAUCAUUGCCGAGGGAGGUACAUAAAGUUCUUUUGUUGCUUUCUUUACUCCAGGUAACAGAUAUGUCACGGUUUCUGUUUGCCUAUGGUGGGAUGAUAUGGCAAAGAUACUGGAUGAAGAGUUUAGACCUCUUGGUAAGUUGAACAAACGAUAAGUUGGUAAUUUGAACAAACUUUUUGUUAAUAAGUUGAACAAACGGUUAGUUGGUAAGUUGAACAAACACUGAGAAUUGCGUCAAUUACAGUCCACCUGAGGGGAUUCUUCCUUUGCUUGAUUUUUAUCCGUAAGUCAAAGGUGAUCUAUUUCAUUUAAAAUGGUGAUGGGAUUCCUUUACGGGAAAGAUCAAAGCUCUAAACUGUGCCUCAGUCCUUACGUGGCUUUGUCGGUGACUUAGUUCGUCGUAGCUCGAGCAUCUGGGAGGACGGCUUCUUUUUACUGAAAUUGCUUAAAUUACAGUCUGCCCACGAGGAUCAUUUGUUUGUUUGAUUUUCAUCCGCAGAUCAAAUGAAAUUCAUCUCAUUAAAAACUAUGACUGAAAAUGGUAUCGUCAUAUCGGAAUUGAAAAUAUUCUCUGUUUGAAUCCUCUAGAAAACAAAAUAGGUCCUAUUUUCAGCUUCAUUGUUUCCCUUACACUUCUUUCGUGCUCUAGCCACUCCCUGUGUGCUUUACAACAGAGCAGUGCACAGUCAAGGCUUCGUUAAUCGUUAAUUAUCACGGUCAACCUCACAAAACCGUGGACGUCUACAUUGAUAGAAUUGUCUGUUGUAUUGUAAAAAUUACACGGGUGACAAGGAUAUGGUGGUAAACCAAAAACCACAACCCAAUUAGCGACACUGCGCAUGCGUACUGUUAAGAUAUCCCACGGUAAGGAACUGGACUCUAACCAGCACAUAGCUAUCCUGCAAACGCUGUUCCUUAAGCUUGUUCAUUGUCAAGAAGAAGGUUACAAGGCCGGGAAGGACUGGAAGGUAGGGAAAUGACAUAAGACUAUUUGAAUCAAUAUCAGUAUCUGGGCAACUACCCACCUGGAAGUUAGGAAAUGACCCUAACUUGUUAUCAUUUUGUUGAGGUUAAACACGGGUAUUUUCUUGUCCGACAGGUUUCAAAACACGCAUUUUCUUGUCACAGGUUACAAUGUACCCACUCGAGUGGCUCCAACAUUCUUGCUGAAGAUUACUUCGUGGUUUGAUCCCACAGUGAAGAUGAUCAUACCUGUUCUGAACAAAGAAGUGAGGUUGGACAACAAAAAGGUAACUGUUAGCAACUGUAACUUAGAGGGAGUGUUAGAAAGAUAUCUCACGACUGUGUUUAUGGUUGAUCCAUUGAGUUAACUCAAAGAGAAAAUCGCCUUAAGGGAAGGAUUUAAAAUCAAAAAAAUUGUCACGGACGUCGACAAAGUAACAUCCGAGUCUCCACAAGGACUUGAAGUUUGAGAAUUUCCCAUGUCGCAAUCUCGUGUUACAAGUGACAAAAUAAAUUGAGAAUCUUGACUGAUAGACUUCCUUAACAAGAUAAUUAAAUCAUUUAUCUUUACAUUAAAUUACAUCUUGUUCCUCGCCCAGCCUCUCAAAAUUGUUGCACACGAGUGAAGUGAAUGUUGACGAUGAAAAAGAUACAACAUUGUGUAAAGGGGCUGAGGGUCGCUGAUUAUACAGUCGAACAUCCCUUAGCGACCACCUCUCGUAAGAAACCAUGCAGACUUAAUACUUUGGGUGGGCGCUGGUGAAAGGUUCGACUCGUAGUUUCAUAGGUAGCGUGGUCGAUUGAUGAGAUCGUGCGAUUCGCAAUCUUGUUCCCUUAUCGCGUGAAAUUCGUGAUAAGGUUAACUCUGUACUAAGGCCAAGUGGUCCAUCCAGCUUGAGCUUAUCCUGGUUUUCUUAAGCAUGAAGCGCCUAGGAGUAUUACGACUUCUCUUAAGAUAGGGGAAGGCUACCCCCCGCAUUUCAUCAGGCUUCCCCAACAAUUUGCAAGUAACCAUUUAUACUCCUGGGUGGAGAGAAACACUGUGAAAGUAAGUUGUUUUGCUCUAGAGCACCACACAAUGACCCGGCUCAUCUUUUUCAAACACUAUCCCCACGACCAGCGAACUAAUCAUGGGGAUACCGUGUGUCCCACCCCGCGCCCACUCUUACUUAUUCAUUUCCUUAUUCUUUUUGCUUUCUAAAGAUAAAAGAAGAUUUUGGAUUUCAGUUUCGGGACGAGAAGACAACCAUACUUGAUAUGGGGUACAGUCUUAUCGACAGCGGUUUUAUCAAAGCAACGCCAAAAUAUCAGGAAAUGAAAACACAGCAGAGCACUGCUUCCAACUAGCUGUAGACGGUCACGCUUAAUGAUUUCGUUACUGCCUCCGUUGUUCACAGUUAAUGAUUACGCUGGGUGUCAUGUUAGGCUAAUUAACGUCGUAGUAUAGACAUUUAGAUUAGAUAAAGACUGUCUAACCAAGGCUUUCAAGCCUUUUAUGAUCAUGUGAAACUGUUUUAUGUUACGUUGUAAACACUUUUAAUUAGACUAGUUAUGGAGGAUACAGACGAGCUAUGAGGCAAUAAGCUCAUAUUUUUAGAUAGAAAAUGAGAAUCGCCUCAUUCAGCCAGUCUUACAACCAAGAUAAUAUUUACUUUUACACUAUUUGCACCUUUGACUGCAAUAUUAAGACUUAUUUUACCCUAAGUAUAGGCAAAACCCGAAUACAAGAAUGGUGUUGUUAUCGUUUAGACGUCUGCAAGUAUAUUUUGUAAUCGGUAGUUGCCAGACG
Messenger RNA from Pocillopora meandrina, 6370 nucleotides. The record is from the annotation of a GenBank genome assembly. NCBI's taxonomy places the organism in Eukaryota, Metazoa, Cnidaria, Anthozoa, Scleractinia, Pocilloporidae.